Didymosphaeria variabile is the source of this 1884-nucleotide messenger RNA. RefSeq lists its product as uncharacterized. Lineage: Eukaryota; Fungi; Ascomycota; Dothideomycetes; Pleosporales; Didymosphaeriaceae. The record is from RefSeq and is a predicted model, not a curated record. Bases 1 to 1884 code for a protein of 627 amino acids. The transcript is spliced from 2 exons.
AUGUGGAAACGACUACAGGGACAUAUCCGUGAUGGACAGUUCCGCGACAAGGACAGGCAGAUUGGAAGUCCCGUCCUCGUUGAAACGACUUACGACGAGGAUCAGCUCAGGCACAUUCCUAACAUCAUCCAAGCGCAAAAUGCCAGUAACCAAUUUUAUGCACCACCCCCGCAACCCUACGCGGAUCUUCCCCCACCGCAGUACGGUCACCAGUACAGAACAUCAGAAGUACCCACGGUUUCUUCCGUUUACUCGCAGCCUUCUCCUGAGUUGAGAUACGACCGCCGCAUCCCUGCAGGCGAGGCGCGUUUUGACGUAUCUCCACCAAGCUCACCGGAACCCGACGAGGACCAGCAACAAAAUCCAGGCCAACCUCGAAGGUUCCGAUCAAUGCGUGACGUUUCUCCUGUCGAUGAAAACCGAGGAAGAGGAGGACCUUCACCACGGGGCGGCAGCAACAUUCCUGUCAUGCGCAAAGCUCCUCCAGGCCUUCGAAAUCCGGAAACUGCGAAUACGCAGAAGUUCUGGGGAGGUAAAGUUGCGCCCAAUAGCAAAGUUCUCUGGGAUGAGUAUUCUGGCGAACCGACAUCCAGUAAUGCUGGCAAAGCUGCGCGGGUCACUCCGGGUUCCUAUCAAAAAGGUACAUCCCCACCUUCAGCACGUCUGCGCGAGACUGGAUACGAUGUGAGCGCGACUGGAAACUCGCGAAGAAACCAGUCUCUCGCAGAACGAGCCAAUCGUUACGGCGCAAAGCCCGCACCGGUUGAUACCAGGCCCCGGGAGCCAUGGAGCCGCGCAAGUGGGCGCACGGAGAUCGUGAGACCAUUCAAAGACCAACCCUCCGACAAGCCUUUAGAUGUACGGAAAACGAGAACCGCGCGCGCAGAAGAGUUUGAGAAGGAUGCGUCAAACUCGCUUAUGACAAACGCAGCACGUGUUCCUGAGCGAGCUGAUACCGCGCCCGUCGCAGACUACCCAGCCGCACAUGAUACGCAUGAGGAACCCAUCAAGCCCGUAGUUCCACUAAAAGUUGCCAGAACGUCCCCUCCCCGGGAACUCGCAUCUCCCACCUCUCCGCAUAAUCCAGGGUCCUCCAACCCUUACGCUUACAGCCCGAUCACGCCCACAAACAAACAAUUCUCAACAGGAGCGACAAACGGGGAGACCCAGGCGAAGGCCGAACCAGUACAACCUGAACCGACGACACCGACUGCUAAGGGUCCGAAAAAAUCAUUCGACGGCACACCAGGAUCGACAGGAAGCAAAGAUAGAGGACCGGAUAGUCGCUUCUCGUGGACAACGUACAACAGCAGCACAACGUACCAGCAUUCGCCUCCACCCUCUCCGCCUCCCCCAAUACCGACAUCUCGCGUCCCCAGUGAGCCGGCUUCUGCUGCAUCGGCAAUCCUCAAUCGCAAACGGCCUUCUACUGUUGCUCGCAAACCUGUCGCCUCUGUCGCAUCUACUGCUACUAUAGAGUCAGCACGCAACACCAUGAUCUCAAACGGACCACCAUCCCCACGGGCAGAGUCCACCUUCUCCACCAGCACGCACAAGGCUCUGCCCCGGCCACCCACAGAACUUGCAGCCGCCGAUCACAUCGAGAUUCUGGAGUCGCAAAUGGAAGAUCUGAAGGUUCGACGAAACAACGUCUAUCGGCUUUUGAAUGACCUUAAUAACAUGGCCCCACCUAACCCGAUGGUCACGGACUUCAAAAGGAUGCGGUUGGUCGAGCAGCGAAAGAAGGACUUCGCGGAUGAAUUGGCGGAGAUUAAGCGGGAGGAACAUGAUGUCGGCUUGAAGCUGCAUCGAGCGUGGCGGAAGAGGGAGAUGGCUGAUCCCGGUAGCGAAAGUGCGCUGUGGAUUCGCAGGGUCACGUCGUGA